This is a messenger RNA of Penicillium samsonianum, 279 nucleotides long. RefSeq lists its product as uncharacterized. The record is from RefSeq and is a predicted model, not a curated record. The transcript has 2 exons. Lineage: Eukaryota; Fungi; Ascomycota; Eurotiomycetes; Eurotiales; Aspergillaceae. Bases 1 to 279 code for a protein of 92 amino acids.
AUGAUGAGCCCCUUCGUCGCUGGUGCGGCCCAGGGCUCUAACUUAGGCAAGGGCCAUUUCGAUGGCGCGACGCUCCGCACUAUCAAGUCUGGAUACUUCGCGGUCGACUACAGCGAGCAUUGGCACUGUCUGAUCCCGAGAGUGUUGGGCUUGCCUAGAUCACUCGCAGCCUCGGCAGUGGAUGAAGAUCAUUCUCUUCCGCAGGACAUUCACUUGAAGGACGAACAGAAUGACGAUCUAAUGGACGAGGUUAGCGAUGCUAUGAAAUCAAUGCAUUGA